AUGUCAAGCAAAGAAGCUAUGAGAAGUGCUUUCUUUCAGGAAAAAUAUAAGAAUGCUACUCCUUUAUAUGAUGUAGCCAAUGGACAAGAAGAAUUUGAUUGCGGGCAUAGUCGUAAAAAUAUGGUUGAGGUUGCUGCGGUCUGUGAAAUUGUUGCAAGCCUUUACAGAGAUGGUAAAGAUGAUGUGAUAAUUAAUAUUAUCUCCAGAGUCAGAUGUAAUGAGAAAGGAUAUGUAGGUUUCAUAUCCAAUCCCCAAAGAGCAAACGUGAUGCUAACGCGUGCAAGAAACGCAAAUGUUUUUAUAAUGCUGAUGAGGACAAGAACUUGGCUUAGGCCAUUGCAGCUGCCCUCAUGGAGCUUGGCCAACUUCAUAUUCCACUUGAUUCCGAUUCUCUGCUGUUCAAAAAUGCCAAAUGGAAGGUGUGCUGCUACGUUUCCUUUCCGUUUGAAUUAUGUUGGACUGCUGUUCUGCAUGCCACCAAUAUGUAGUGUUAUGUUGCACCUGACAUUAUGA
Prunus armeniaca (apricot) is the source of this 513-nucleotide messenger RNA. The record is from the annotation of a GenBank genome assembly. Lineage: Eukaryota; Viridiplantae; Streptophyta; Magnoliopsida; Rosales; Rosaceae.